Nipponia nippon (crested ibis) is the source of this 1352-nucleotide messenger RNA. Lineage: Eukaryota; Metazoa; Chordata; Aves; Pelecaniformes; Threskiornithidae. The record is from RefSeq and is a predicted model, not a curated record.
AUGGCGAAGAGUUCUUCCGUGACUACGCUGGCACACAUCAUAGCCAACAGCAGCAAAAAGAAUGGCACGAGGUUUGUGACACUGUCGGCCACAAGUGCCAAGACAAAUGAUGUUCGAGAUGUCAUCAGCCAAGCCCAGAAUGAAAAAAGACUCUUCAAGAGAAAAACCAUCCUCUUUAUUGAUGAGAUCCAUCGUUUCAAUAAAUCUCAGCAGGACACUUUCCUUCCUCACGUUGAGUGUGGGACGGUGACCCUGAUAGGAGCGACCACAGAAAACCCUUCCUUCCAAGUCAACGCCGCUCUUCUGAGCCGAUGCCGAGUGAUCGUCCUGGAGAAGCUCUCGGUUGAAGCGAUGGAGGCAAUUCUGAUGCGGGCCGUCAGGUCUUUAGGGGUCCAGGUUUUGGGCCAGGACAACCAGCACGGCAGCUCUGUGACUGGCAGGAGCAGCGAGAGCUCAGAAUUCCCGGUGUACAUAGAGGAGAAAGCUCUACAUACCCUAGCCUACCUUUGCGACGGUGAUGCAAGGACUGGACUGAAUGGGCUCCAGUUAGCAGUUCAGGCCAGAUUAGCAGUGGGGAAGACCACUCCUUUGGAUAUUACCAAAGGCGGUUCUGCAGAUGGCAUUGUGAUAACAGAAGAGCACGUAAAGGAAGGGCUGCAGCGGUCUCACAUCCUGUAUGACCGAGCAGGAGAAGAACAUUACAAUUGCAUCUCUGCCCUGCAUAAGUCUAUGAGAGGCUCAGAUGAAAACGCUUCCCUUUACUGGCUUGCUCGAAUGCUUGAAGGUGGUGAGGAUCCACUCUAUGUGGCAAGGAGGCUGGUGAGGUUUGCAAGUGAAGAUAUAGGGCUGGCAGAUCCUCUGGCUUUAACACAAGCAGUUGCUGCUUAUCAAGGCUGUCACUUUAUUGGAAUGCCAGAAUGUGAGGUCAUUCUAGCACAAUGUGUAGUGUACUUUGCCAGAGCACCAAAGUCUAUAGAGGUAUACAGGGCAUACAGCAAUGUCAAAGAAUGUCUGAGAAUGCACACGGGACCUCUGCCGCCUGUUCCGCUGCACCUGAGAAAUGCCCCAACGAGGCUCAUGAAGAACUUGGGCUAUGGUAAAGGCUAUAAAUAUAACCCCAUGUACAAGGAACCUGUAGAGCAGGACUAUCUACCAGAAGAGUUGAAAGGAACAGACUUCUUCAAGGAGCGAAAAACGUGACUGCCUUGCUCGGAAUGGGUUUUGAUUUUGACUCACAUUUGUACUGGAAUGGAAAUUCCCCUCACAGGUUCAGCCAUCUCUUAGUGUGGUUGAAAGUAUUAAGCCACUGAGCCUUUCAGAUACUUUCUUAUCCUUCUGGUUUUACUGCUGUU